CUGCGUAAUCCGACACCUGACAUCAUCUGUUGAAGGGAUCUUCGGUAUUCGAAGUGAAACCAGAUGUAAUUCCCCUGCCGGGAAAAGGAAAAAGAAAAAAAAGAAACUCCUCCCCUGAGCUGGAGCUGCCGUUGCACUUCCUCAAAAUCCAGCUGAUAUAAACGCACACUGAGACCUAGUUUGGCAGUAGAGGAAACACGGUGUCGCACUCGGGGAAAACUUCGCCAGACCCUUUGACUUUUGGACUUGAGAAUGCUGCUGCGGGGGUGCGUGUGCCUGUUGCUGCUGGCGGCCUCGGCCCUGAGCCACAUGGACCAGGUCUCUCUGGACGCCCGGUGGGAGGAAUGGAAGACCACCCACCAGAAGGAAUACAACGGCCUGGAUGAGGAGGGCAUUCGCAGGGCCAUCUGGGAGAAGAACAUGCUCAUGAUCGAGGCUCACAACCAGGAGGCGGCGCUGGGCAUCCACUCCUUCGAGCUGGGCAUGAACCACCUGGGCGACAUGACCUCGGAGGAAGUGACCGAGAAGAUGACCGGCCUGCUGGUGCCGAUGGACAGCGAGCGCCGCUUCCCCAUGGAUCUGGACGACGAGGUGUCGGCGCUCCCCAAAUCCAUCGACUACCGCAAGAAGGGCAUGGUGACUCCGGUGAAGGACCAGGGUUCCUGUGGCUCCUGCUGGGCCUUCAGUUCCGCCGGGGCCCUCGAGGGCCAGUUGGCCAAGACGACGGGGAAGCUGGUGGACCUCAGUCCCCAGAACCUGGUGGACUGCGUCACGGAGAACAGCGGCUGCGGAGGAGGGUACAUGACCACCGCCUUCAAGUACGUCCGGGACAACGGCGGCAUCGACUCGGAGGCGGCCUACCCGUACGUUGGGGAGGACCAGCCGUGCCGCUACAACGCGUCUGGCAUGGCCGUGCAGUGCAAAGGCUUCAAGGAGAUCCCGGUGGGCAGCGAGCAGAAGCUGGCUCAGGCUCUGAGCAAAGUGGGCCCCGUCUCUGUGGGCAUCGACGCCGGGCUCGGCACCUUCCAGUUCUACCAGAGAGGUAUCUACUACGACAGCGCCUGCAACAAGGACGACAUCAACCACGCCGUGCUGGCCGUGGGCUUCGGAGUGACCCCCAAGGGGAAGAAAUUCUGGAUCGUCAAGAACAGCUGGGGCCAAACCUGGGGCAAGAAGGGCUACGUCCUGAUGGCACGUAACCGCGGCAACCUGUGCGGCAUCGCCAACCUCGCCAGCUACCCCGUCGUGUGAGGAGGACGAAAGAAGGGGGGGGGGGGCUUUGCUGUGACUACUACACACAAGAACGCACAACCACACGAGUCCAACUCACCAAGCCCUUAAACAGUAACCAAAGGUUUUAUUUGAUCAGGGUUCCUUUUUAUUUCUGAAACGUUGUGCAUUAAAGGAAGCUCUUCUGGAUUGAUGAGGUCUUGGACUCCUUCACGGUGUGUGUGAGGAGGAUAGUUUUGGUUUAUCCUGAGUUGUUGUAAGCACUUUGAACCCCAGUAUAGACCUCCACCCUGGUCUGCUCCACAAACACACCCCGAACCUCCGGGGCAGGGCGCCGGCGACCUCAAACCAGAUCACUGGUUGGUUAAGUGCCGAAUUAAACUACCGAUCUGGCUGGGAGUUGCUCAAUUACAGUUUGUGCUGUGAUGGGAAACAUUGCUGGGCAAUGGGAGCUUCUCUUUCCACGCAAUCAGUUCUUUAAACGUUUCACAUUUUUAUUCUUGAUCAUGUCGAUUUUGUUUUUCUGUUCAGAAUGUUUCUGAUGAGCAAACUGUAAAUUGGUGUUUUCUAUGAAUAAAGGUUCCUUUUUGAAGUAAAAUUAA
This is a messenger RNA of Pungitius pungitius (ninespine stickleback), 1832 nucleotides long. It is a transcript of the gene ctsk, whose product is annotated as cathepsin K. The record is from RefSeq and is a predicted model, not a curated record. Bases 253 to 1251 code for a protein of 332 amino acids. The transcript has 8 exons. Lineage: Eukaryota; Metazoa; Chordata; Actinopteri; Perciformes; Gasterosteidae. Gene Ontology annotation, molecular function: cysteine-type endopeptidase activity. Gene Ontology annotation, cellular component: lysosome.